Polychytrium aggregatum is the source of this 2034-nucleotide messenger RNA. RefSeq lists its product as uncharacterized. The coding region runs from base 294 to 1799 and encodes 501 amino acids. The record is from RefSeq and is a predicted model, not a curated record. The transcript is spliced from 2 exons. Lineage: Eukaryota; Fungi; Chytridiomycota; Chytridiomycetes; Polychytriales.
CACCACCACUCAACCACCACUCAACCACUCAACCACCACCCAACCACCAAAUAUAAGUCGUCGUGCUGGCCCUCUCUCCCUCCGUCGGCUUGCCUGCUCCUGCCUAUCCCACCACCCCAGACCUCGACCCCCCACAGUCCAUCUUCCAGAGCUGCGCUCUCUGCCAUCUCGCUGCUCUUGCUCUUCGUCGACACUCCUUCCCCAGAUCACUCCCCCUGCGACUACUCUUUUGGCCCGAGUCCCCUGGGUCCGCUCCCGAUCUGUCCGCCUGUGCCGCCCGGCCUCCCGCCACCAUGCACCCCAAGCUCGGCUCACCCGUCGAUACCGCUGCGAGCAAGUCCUUUUGGCUCCCUGCCGCAUCCGGCUCGCUCCCACGGCUCCCCAGCACCACCAACCACAAGCCCACUCUCUCCAAGCGGCGAUCUCUCGAUGGCCACCCGGCCAAGCGCAGGAGCUGGAUCGGCUUCCUGAUUCCACGGCUGCCAAAGACCAAGACCCUCUCCCGCUCCAGCAGGCUCAGCCUCAUCAUUCCAAAGUCCGACCAGUUGGCGCCAACCUCUCCCAUCGCAUCGCCUGUGGGAUCGCCUGUGGGAUCACCGACAUCGGUCUCGACUGCGACGAUCUCCUCGAUCACCUCCGCCUCCACCUCCACCAUCUCUCCAACUGCCUCCCUGCCCUCGUCCAUGUCGCGGCCUUCCUCGACCUUGCCCAGCGCCACCACUUGCAUCCCGGACACCCCGGCCCCGCCCGUGCUGUCUGAUCGGCCUGUGUCGGCACAGACCCAAGGGUCGGCAGCCUCGAUCCAGCGUGCCGAGCCGACUGUAGAAUUCAAGUCGUCUCGCCCAAAGAUAUCGUACCGCCAUCCGCAGGAGCUGCUGGACCUUAUCGGUCAACCAAAGUCCACCCGCCGGCACAAUCAGGUUCUGGUCUCACGGGAUUCUUGCGGAUCGUGCUCGUCGUGCAGCGCAUGCUCAUCAAACAGCGCGACGCUGUGCUCCUCGCCACCGUACGGUCAUCCCGAGGAAUCUGCCCGGGACAUCAUUGACAUGUACGCACGCAUCGAUCCACAAGCCGACGGCGAGGUCGAACCAACCUCUGCGCUCGAGUCUGCGGGCUCGGCUGGCUCUGCUGGUCAGGGGCUGCCGAGCGGCUCUGGCCCGGUGCUGCCCCUCAGAACCAUCCAUGCCUCGAGCAGCCUUCGAAGUCUCAAGACCUUCCAGCCCAAGCCGCUGGCGCUGGCAUUUGAAGAUGCGCGCGAGCAGCCCUCGAUAUCGUAUUUCCCCGGACAUCACGCCAAGGCUUCCUCGGUCGACUUUCGCCGCUCGUAUACCCAAGCUCCUGUUGCCCAGCCCCCUCGAGCCCAGAGUGCCCUGGAUCUCUACGAAUCGCUCGACACCGAGCCGCAAACCCCAACCCCGUCCACCCCAACGGCGUCCCCUGCCCUCGAGCCAAAGCUGCCUAAUGCGCUCUCGCAGCUCUUCCGCUACCCGUCCGCCAUCCAGUUCAAGGCGUGCAACUGGCGCAGGCGAGCCUCGAGCCUCUUCCGUGACGUUGACAGCGAGCCCCAGAGCCCGGUGACCCUGCGCUCGCCCUCCGCCCAGUCCGACAGCACUCUGUGCAACUCGCUGCAGCCACAGCCCUCGGCCCCCAGCCCAGUCUUGCCCCCAAGCUUCCCCGAUGCACCCGAAGGCAUGCGGAUAUCGAGCACGAUCGAGUGCAUGCCCAACGGUGUCUGGCGCAUCACACAGUACGACCAUGUACUCAAGUCGAACGCCGUGUUUUACUACCAAGCUGCCUGAGGAUGCAGCAUGGAUACCCCCAUGACAUUGUCUUCCUGGCGCACACUUCCAGGCGGCCCUCGAGAUAUCCCCAGACACAGCUCGAGCGAUGGCCCCGCAUUCAACCCUAUAACCCCCCCCUCUAUCUCGCUUGCUCUUUUGUUUUGCAUAUUGUUCUUCCACAUCGCAUCGCGUUCAUCGCGCACACUUCCCACGUUUCCAACACAACCAUAUGUACAUGCUUGUCAUCCCAAUA